GCACAACUAGCCGCUCGACAUUUUAAUCAAGCUCACGCGACUCUUGAUUUCCCUUGGUCGCGUCUAUCCCUUCUCUGGUUGAUUCGCGCGCUUGUUGCCAUCACAUUUUGGUCAUCCCUUCAUCUAUGGUCUCGAUACCUACGCUGUAGCCCCGAGGGCAUUCCUCGCGAAAGCCUAUAUCAAAGAUACCCCCUUCUUUUGCUCUGGAACUUUGGCGAAGAAAUCCUACAUAACUCAUUCAUAAUGGAUGAUCAUAUUCCAAGACAUAGGGGACCCGGCGACACGCUCCAUCCUCAGUCCCAUCACGUCACACGAGCAGACAUCAGGAGCAAUAUGAUAGCCUCUGGCGAUCCUUGGUCUGACGACGCCCCUGUGGAUAUCGAUACCUGUCGAAUCUGCAGGGGGGAAGGCACCGACGACGAACCGCUCUUCUUUCCUUGCAAGUGUAGUGGGAGUAUAAAAUAUGUCCACCAAGACUGCUUGAUGGAGUGGUUGUCUCAUUCCCAGAAGAAGCACUGCGAGCUUUGCAAGACUCCUUUUAGGUUCACCAAACUUUACUCGCCCGAUAUGCCUAAGCACUUGCCUUUCCACAUAUUCAUUCACCACAUGACGAGGUACUUGCUUCGGAACUUCCUUGUAUGGCUCAGAGCGGCCUUAGUAACCAGCGUUUGGCUUGGUGGGCUGCCAUAUUUGAUGCGAUCGAUAUGGUCAUUCUUGUUCUGGAUAAGCGAUGAGGGCUUGGGUGGCACAGCAGCGCUCCUUGAUUCCCGCAAUAUGGCUUCCGCGCAAGGGGCUAACGCCUUGUCCAUAACUGUGGCGGGCACGGGCACGACCAUGUGCCCAUCGACACCCCUCUUAGCCACGGCCACUACACCUGCCUCUCUAAGCAGUCUUAUGCAUGAGCUUCCAUUAUCUGCAAUGUUGAAGGCUGCAGGUAGACCUACUAAUAUUAGCACCACCCAUACAUGGUUGCGCAUGUUGUUCGGCCUACCACCUCAACCUCACGCUCCCGCCCUUGAAUUUCCCAACAAUGUAAAUGUGACGCUACUUCACAGGAUGACCAAGACCGUAUUAUCCGAUUCCCGGCGAUCUCUUCUGAGUGAUGUUGGUUUCUUGAAUCGUAUAACUGGGAAUCCAGCCGUGAAUCGAAUCAUCAUACAUAUACUUGAGGGGCAAAUCAUCACACUUCUUGCAAUCAUCUGCUUUAUCCUAAUUAUUCUGGUCCGUGAUUACGUCGUCCAGCAACAGCCCGAGAUCAACAUGCGUGCUGCUUUUGCAGCUGUUGAGGAUGCUGAAAACGAUAUGGCAGCGGCUGCCCCCCCUCCACAGCCAGCACAGCAGGCACCACAAGCACCAGAAGUACCACGAGCAGCACAAGGCCCACCUCUUCCACACAUCGACAUCCCUAUAAACGAUUCGGAUUCAGACGAGGACAGCAGAGACGAUGGGGAAGAUGGCGACCAGAACGAUAGUAACCCUCUCGCACACGAUGAACAUAGGGGUAUGCGUCCAACCGAGCCUUUGCCUGAAAUCAUUCGGCCCAACUUGCGACCUAGGCCUAUUGUGGGUAUGGGAAGACGUCCCAUAUUGAAUAUCCCUGAUCAAGUUCAGACAAGCCGCGGUUCUUCACCAGUGUCUCCAAGGAGUCCUAGAGGAUUCCUUGACGACGGGCAAGCAGGAUUUUUGCGUGAGCCGAGUCCACUCGGAGUGGAUAGGGAUAGAUCUUCAGGACAAAAUAGGAUUGGUGAAUAUAUGCGAAUUUACAAGGCUGCCGACGGGGACGAUGACAAAAUACGCGAAAUAAUUCGACGAGAAGGCCUUGACGAAGCUCGAUUUGGUCAUUUGUUGCGUAACCGCUCAGUAUCGCCAUCAUCUGUGGUGGCUGAGAAGGCGUGUAGUGACAGCUCUAGUUGGACUUGGGCUGGCUCUGAUGAUGAAAUUGAGGUAACAACUGCACCAUCUACUGUGAAUAAGGGCAAGGGAAAGAUCAACGAUACUGGUGAUGAGAAAGGCCAGGCGCCACUAUCUCCUGCCAGCCUCAUCCCUUCGAGUUCUCGACCGCGGGCCAUAUCCGACGGACCACAGCCCCAUGAAAUAAUCAAUCCCCUGGCCAAUAACAGCUGGUCGUUUUCUAAUCUGGCUUCCGACGACACUGCUCACACCCAUGAUCCUGAAUCGGAUGCAUUCUUGUUUGACUCCACAGCUUCUGAAUUCGAGAGUGAUUCCGCCAUCCGAUCAAAUACUAAAGCAAGAGAGCCCUCGGUAGCUGGCAAUCCUCCUGUUAUCUCGUCUUCUCCGAACCAGUCGUCUGAUCAUUUGCCAUCUCGAUCUGAGCCGGGUGUGGCAGCAGCCCCAGCGAAUCUGACAGAAGAGAUGCUUAUCAAUGCACCGCAACCAACGGCCAUCGAAGGUGAAGCCGGCUCUGUCAUAGCUGUGCGUGGUCCGGACGCAGAUACCCGACCUAUUAUAGCACCUCCGCAGCAACCUAACACUAUUGCUGGCCGUGUCGCAGAUUUCAUGUGGGGUGAUGUUCCACUUGCUGAUGCUGCUAUGAACCAGGAGGCGGUGGAUAUCUUUGGUGACAAUCAGAAUCCCCCAUUCAUGCACGGUGGCCAUGGCGAUGGAAAUGGCGAGGAGGAACUACCAGAGGGAGAUCUGCCGAUGCCGGAGAUCGCAGAGGCUGCUGUUCCUGCCGGCCUUGACGCAGAGGCUGUUGACGAUGCCGAAGAUUUCGAUGGUAUCAUGGAGCUAAUAGGCAUGCGAGGUCCAUUAGCUGGUCUCUUCCAGAAUGCUGUCUUUUGUGCAUUCCUCGUGUCGAUCUCGAUCUUCUUUGGCAUAUUUGUCCCUUACAAUAUCGGGAGGGUAGCUGCCUGGGUACUUGCCAACCCUACUCGUCUCUUGAAGAUGCUAUUCAGCUCCGCCAAGCUUGUCCAAGACGUUGUGCUCCUCGCAGUUGGCUAUACAUCUACAUUUAUUUUCAACAUACUCGAGGCCUUCAGACUCAUUCUAGGAGCCAGUCAUGGUAAACACAUCUUACGGACCUUGCGACUAGAUGCGAGGCAGAUUACCGCCAGUGCCGUCGACCGAAUUGCGAUUAGUUUCACAUCCGAGAUGCCCCUGUUGUCCAGUAUAGAGAUGCAUAACUUCUCAGCUGUCAGCCAUCAAGCCCUUCUCGACCUCAAAGGCAAUUUACGUUAUUGUACAUUGACUUUGGGAAACGUGCUGGUAUAUGUGUUUGGAGGCAACUACUUAUCGAAAUGGUCAGAUAUUCUGGAUCUCUGGACGUUCAUUAGCUCUACAAUGAUUACGUUUCUGAGCCAUUUACCUCAUACCAGCUUGCAUCCUAGCUUAUGGAUGGUUGACUUCAACUCUCCGGUAGCAUCCUCACCGCCCAAUGCCGCUCUUGCGUACUGGGGUGCUCAAGAUAGAAGUUGGGCGAUUCUCCUCGGCUAUGCUUCUCUCACCUUCCUAGCUGCACUCUAUCUUAGUCGGGGAGCGACGUUCGCGACUGGGCAAGCCGCACAAGAAUGGGAGGCCUCCAUUAUAGACGCACUCAACCAGGCAAGUGGUGUGAUGAAGGUCAUUCUAAUUAUUAGUAUUGAGAUGCUAGUAUUCCCUCUCUACUGCGGACUCCUUCUAGAUUUCGCCCUCCUACCGCUAUUCGAGAAUACGACUCUAAAAUCGCGUCUGUUGUUCGCCUAUAAUUACCCAUUGACUUCCAUGUUCGUGCAUUGGUUCAUCGGUACCGGUUACAUGUUUCACUUCGCGCUCUUUGUCGCCAUGUGCCGGAAGAUCAUGCGGAAAGGAGUCUUAUACUUCAUUCGCGAUCCCGAUGAUCCUGAGUUUCACCCGGUUCGUGAUGUUUUAGAACGCAACGUUACUACCCAGCUCCGUAAGAUCUUGUUCUCGGCCUUUGUUUACGGAGCCCUAGUCGUGAUAUGUCUAGGCGGUGUUGUCUGGGGCCUCUCUCUGAUAUUACCGGCCGUGCUCCCCAUUCAUUAUACUUACAACGAACCUGUACUGGAAUUCCCAGUCGAUCUGCUUUUCUGUAACUUUCUCAUGCCUCUGGCCGUCAAGUUUUUCAAACCUAGUGAUGGUUUGCAUACUAUGUACACCUGGUGGUUCCGCCAGUGUGCUUCCGCAUUGCGGCUGACAUGGUUCCUAUUUGGAGAACGACGCGUUGAGGAAGAAGGACAGCUUAUGGAAGGUGAAGGUCCCAAUUCCUACAGAUUAUGGCCAUGGCGCAAUAUGUUCCUUGGGGUCAAUGUAGAGAGCCAGGUGGCCCCUAAACGUUGGAGAGAUUAUUUCAGCGACGGGGAUUCGAAGCCAGCCACUAAAAUAGAAAAAGAGAAGAUGCUUAUUAUGAACGACCAAAAGAAGCUACUCGUUGAUUCUGGUAGGCUUGUUCCCGAUGGUCGCUUCGUUCGUUCACCUGCAUCGGACCAGGCCAAGAUUACCAAAGGACAUUCGGUUUUUACAGACGUCUCAGAGCAGGAGAUGGGGCAGAAUUACGAGACCGAUCAGUCAGAGGCCGAUCGACCAGGGACAGAGCCUCAGUCAAACAACCAGUUUCAAAUAGUCUACAUACCACCCUGGUUCCGGACCCGCGUCUCAGUCUUCAUCAUGUCCAUCUGGUUUUUCGCCGCCGUAACUGGCGUGGGCUCUACGAUUUUACCCCUUAUCCUUGGGCGGCGUAUAUUCAAAGCCCUCGUGCCUCCGCACAUUCGUACAAACGACAUAUAUGCGUUCAGCAUAGGCGUCUAUGUUCUCAGCUCCGCCAGCUAUCUCGUAUUCCAUCUACACGCUGCUUAUGACAUGGUUCGAGAAUGGACAACAUCUGUUGUAAGCUCUAUGCUUGACCGUAAUGUGUUACGGCGAAUGAUCCGCUUGGCCUAUCGUACGGUGAAACUAGCAUACGCAUAUAGUAUGCUUCUCAUGGUUUUCCCGAUCUUGAUCACUGCCUUAGUAGAAAUGUAUGUCCUCAUUCCUCUGCAUACUUAUAUGGGGACGAGCGGUACAUUACGUCUUGAUACUAGUCAAGAUGGGCACACUGUUCGGAUUAUACAGGCAUGGACACUUGGCAUCCUGUAUCUCAAACUAGGCUCACGGGCUCUCACCCUCUAUGGCGGACGACCUUCACAUGCCGUCCGCGCCGUCCUACGUAACGGUUGGCUGGAGCCUGAUGUCGGCGUGUUGACUCGUGCAUUCGUAAUCCCCGGUUUUGUGGCCUCCGGGAUCAUGUUAUUGAUGCCCCCUCUAUUCGCAUGGGCCACGCUGAACUGGGCCGUCGAUAGCAGCACCAAGGUCUCGUACGAAACGCAAGUCUCCGCAUACAGGCUCGCGUAUCCACUGACAGCACUGUUCUGGGCCGGCUUGCUCAUGCUGCGGAGACUGCUCCGCAUCUUCGAGGGCUGGCAGAUCCGCAUCCGGGAUGAGGCGUACCUUAUGGGGGAGCGUCUUCACAAUUUCACGGGCACGGCUGCUAAGGCUACGGGUUGGAGGGGCAGUACGAGGAUGUAAAAAUAAAGAAAUAAACAAGGAAACGAGAGGAAGACGCUGGAGUUCCGCUAUCUAUCUAUCUAUCUAUCUAUCUAUGAAGAGUGUACCGUAU
Molecule: messenger RNA, 5611 nt
Organism: Xylaria bambusicola
Lineage: Eukaryota; Fungi; Ascomycota; Sordariomycetes; Xylariales; Xylariaceae
Exons: 2
Coding region: 244-5520 (1758 amino acids)
Cellular component (GO): endoplasmic reticulum membrane
Molecular function (GO): zinc ion binding
Source: RefSeq, a predicted model, not a curated record